CGACUACCUGAACAUCCUCAGCUAAGGGUACAACUCCCUCCCCAUCAAGAGUCGAAAUUACUUGGUCGUGAUCCCGUCUAGCGAUAGUUUUAACAUCAUAUCAUCUGGAAAAUCAUCGUCAUGUAUGCCAGAGGUCCUAAACAACUUUUGAACAGUAACAAGGCCGGUCCCAACACUCGAUGUCAACGUUGCCUCAAACUAGGUCAUCACACAUACGAAUGUACCAAUCCACGUCCAUACCUCGCUAGACCUUCUCGUACUCAACAAUUGAAACAAGGUCAGGAAGUCCGGGAUAAACCUAGUGUCGAAUUACCUGAAGAAUUCAAAGUUGGACCUAAGAGUAGGGAAGGGUUGGCUGAUAAGAUUUUGAAAGCGAAGGAAGAACAAAGGGCUAGGAUGAAAGUCAAAGAGGAGAAACGGAAAUCUCCUUCUCCAUCAUCUUCCUCUUCCUCUUCCAGCGACAGCGAUAGUAACAGCGAUAGUGAUAGUGACAGUCGUCCUUCCAAUGACGAUCGAAACAAAAGCAAACGACCCAGAAGAAGAUACACGAGCGAUAGCGAUAGCGAUGUCAACCAUGGUGGAAGACGAAACAUGCGUUCCAGUCGAACCAACUCGACUUCGAGUCGAUCUCGUGGACCUUCUCCGGUACGUCGACGAAGAGACAGUCGAUCUGUUAGUCCUGUGAGGAGGAGUAGGUCACCUAGGAGAAGUAUCAGUCCUAGAAGACGAAGACGAUCGAUAACGGACAGUGACAGUAGGGGUUGAGUUAGAAGUACUAGUACAUUAUCAUUUGUAUAUCAAUCCUUCCCCAAUCAUUCUAUUCAGUUAUAGGUGACAUGUCGUAGAUUCCAAUGAAAUUUCAGUGAUAUGCAAGAUUGUGCACGAUUC
Tremella mesenterica DSM 1558 is the source of this 888-nucleotide messenger RNA. RefSeq lists its product as uncharacterized. NCBI's taxonomy places the organism in Eukaryota, Fungi, Basidiomycota, Tremellomycetes, Tremellales, Tremellaceae. Gene Ontology annotation, molecular function: nucleic acid binding; zinc ion binding. The coding region runs from base 121 to 765 and encodes 214 amino acids. The transcript is spliced from 3 exons. The record is from RefSeq and is a predicted model, not a curated record.